AUGAAAGAAAAUACAUAUGUUAGUGUCACCAUUCUAUUAGCAUGCCUUAUUCUAGCCCUCGGAGGAAAAGAAGUUAAGUGUAUAAGACGAGACGAGAAUACUAGCGGGGUCCCUUUGAAUCAAAAAGUCAAUAAUACUAUUGUGGUUGAUAGAGGAGAUGUAUAUGACUGCAACGACGUGAACCUACAACCAGCCUUUAGCCAUCCACUACUAAAACGCCAUAAAAUCCAGAUGGAACCAAGCUCUUUCCCACAGAGUGUUUCAACCAAAUCCCCGUCGAUUCAUGCUAGGCCACCAGCCCAAUUGUCUUUGAUUGAGUGCCCUACAGGAAUGAUUCCAAUAUUGCGCAAGAACAGAAGGAUCCACAAGCUAGUACAAGCUAUUAACAAAGUGAAUAGCAAGAAUGAACAACAGGAGGUUGCAGGAUUUGAGUAUCUAGAUGUGCUAUACGGAACGCGAGCUAAAAUAAAUAUCUAUGAACCUAAGGUGAAGAAUAAUAGUAAGGAUCUAAGUGCAUCAUGGAUACAGAUUAAAGGGAUACAAAAAGUAGGCCUUGCAGAUGGGAUAGGUGCUGGUUCUUGGGUAUAUCCAAGCUACAGUGGUGACAGCCUUGCUAGGUUUCACGUUGCUUGGGUUGAUGGCUUAAAGAACAGAAUUUGCCCUGAUCAUGAUUGUGGCGCUUUCGUACAAGUUAGCUCAAGUGUUGGUCUAGGAGGAAGACUUAAACCAGUUUCUAUCUAUAGCGGACCACAAUACAUCAUAGAUGUUGCCAUUUUCAAGGACCCGGUGACUAAACAUUGGUGGGUGUCUUACGGUGAAAAAAACAUACAUAUUGGAUAUUGGCCAAAGGAAAUUUUCCAUUUCAUGAGGGAUCAAUGUAAUUACGCAUUAUGGGGUGGGUAUGUUCAAGGCCCGACUGCUUCGUCAGACUCUCCACAGAUGGGUAGUGGUCAUUUUGCUUCCGAAGAACGUGGAAAAGCAGCAGUUGUAAGAAAUAUCCUAGUUGUAGAUAAUGAAAACAAGUAUGCUAAUCCAGAUGCCAGGAAAGCCCGUCUUGUCAUCACCAGUUCAUCAAAAUAUACUGCGAAGGCUUAUGGUUAUGGAUAUAAUGACUAUGGUGUGCAUACUUACUAUGGUGGACCUGGUGCUUUUGUUUAA
Triticum turgidum subsp. durum (durum wheat) is the source of this 1158-nucleotide messenger RNA. Lineage: Eukaryota; Viridiplantae; Streptophyta; Magnoliopsida; Poales; Poaceae. The record is from the annotation of a GenBank genome assembly.